CGCUGCUCGUGCAGCCAGGCCACUCCCGUGAGCGCGAGACUACCCCGUUCCGGGGCGCUUUGCAUUCUCUUGCUGUGUGUGUGUGUAUACAGUGUGUACGCAGCUGUGCUCUCUUGCAGAGUGUGUUUUUUUCACCAUCCUCCGGUGGAGGGGGCCCGUGCAACCGACUACAGCAUGUAGGACCUGGAUCACCUCGGUGUCUCGAGACGCGUUCCCCCGGGAUUAAACGGAAAAACGGAUUAUAUUAUCCAUUGUUUAUGGACUAUUAUUAACGGACGCCAAACAGGGAUCUAACGGGGGAUUUUAACAACUGGAUAAGGGAGGGGAGAGGGGGGUUCUCCUCGGUAAAUGAGCGGAGAGGAAGCUUCCAUUUUGAGAGAGAAUCAUGGCGAGCGACUCCCCGGCCCGGAGUCUGGAUGAGAUAGACCUGUCAGCACUACGGGACCCAGCUGGUAUAUUUGAACUAGUGGAGUUGGUGGGAAAUGGAACCUACGGUCAGGUCUACAAGGGUCGCCAUGUCAAAACUGGCCAGCUUGCCGCUAUCAAAGUUAUGGACGUCACUGGCGAUGAGGAAGAGGAGAUUAAAGCAGAGAUCAACAUGUUGAAGAAGUACAGCCAUCAUCGGAACAUUGCUACCUACUACGGUGCCUUCGUCAAGAAGAACCCUCCUGGCAUCGACGACCAGCUAUGGUUGGUGAUGGAGUUCUGUGGGGCGGGCUCGGUGACAGAUCUGAUUAAGAACACCAAGGGAAACUCUCUGAAGGAGGAGUGGACUGCCUACAUCUGCAGAGAGAUCCUCAGGGGUCUGACCCAUCUCCACCAACACAAGGUCAUCCACAGAGACAUCAAGGGUCAGAACGUCCUGCUGACAGAGAACGCAGAGGUCAAACUGGUGGACUUUGGAGUGAGUGCCCAGUUGGACCGUACGGUGGGGAGGAGGAACACGUUUAUAGGGACGCCAUAUUGGAUGGCUCCUGAAGUCAUCGCCUGCGACGAGAACCCUGAGGCAACCUACGACUUCAAGAGUGACCUGUGGUCUCUGGGUAUUACGGCUAUAGAGAUGGCAGAAGGAGCACCGCCACUGUGUGACAUGCACCCAAUGAGAGCUCUCUUCCUCAUCCCCAGAAACCCCGCCCCCAGACUCAAGUCUAAGAAGUGGUCUAAGAAGUUCCAGUCGUUCAUUGAGAGUUGCUUGGUGAAGAGUCAUGGUCAGAGACCCAGCACAGAGCAGCUGUUGAAGCACCCCUUCAUCAGAGAGCUGCCCAACGAACGACAGAUCCGCAUCCAACUGAAGGACCAUAUCGACAGAACCAAGAAGAAACGUGGAGAGAGGGAUGAAACAGAGUAUGAGUACAGUGGCAGUGAGGAAGAGGAGGAGGAACGGGACAUGGGGGAGCCAAGCUCCAUCAUCAACGUCCCUGGAGAGUCGACGUUAAGGCGGGACUUCCUGCGGCUGCAGCUGGCCAAUAAGGAGCGUUCUGAGGCUCUGCGGAGGCAGCAGUUGGAGCAACAGCAGAACGAGGAACACAAACGUCUCCUGUUGGCAGAACGACAGAAACGCAUUGAGGAGCAGAAAGAACAGAGGAGGAGACUGGAGGAGCAACAGCGUAGGGAGCGUGAGAUGAGGAAGCAACAGGAGAGAGAACAGAGGAGACGCUAUGAAGAGAUGGAACAACUACGGAGAGAUGAGGAGAGGAGGCACGCAGAGAGAGAACAGAUACACACACAGGAGUAUAUCCGUAGGCAGCUGGAGGAGGAGCAAAGACAGCUGGAGAUUCUACAGCAACAACUACUCCAGGAGCAGGCUCUACUGAUGGAGUACAAGCGUAAGCAGAUGGAGGAGCAGCAUCAGGCUGAGCGUCUCCAGAGACAGCUGCAGCAGGAGAGAGCCUACCUGGUGUCCUUGCAGCAGCAGCAGGAGCCAAGGCCACAAGACACCAAACAGCUCUACCACUACAAAGACACAGCCCCCAAUAACGACAAACCUGCCUGGGCCAAGGAGGUAAUGCGUCAAACCCAGAGUAGCUCACCUCGUAUUCCUCCCAUUAAGCACCAGUCCUUUAACCAGCCUCGAGAUGCCAUCCUCGAGAUGCCAUCCUCGAGAUGCCAACCUCGAGAUGCCAGCCUAGCACUCCUCCUGUUCCCUGGUUACACCCCCUGCUCCCGUCCCCCCUCUUACCCUGCCCAAUCAAGUCCCUCCAGGGAGAGGCUUCUCCAAUCUGAAGGCAAUAGUGUGACCGUUCCGUGUAUACGUGUGUCCUUCGCCCCUGAUCCUGCCCCUGACUCCUCUCAUCCAAUCAUGCGUCGCCCUGAGGCCAGAAGGAAGAGCCCUGAGGGAGAAGUUCAGGAGUUGAGGGGGAGGUGUCCAGGUCGACGGGUGGAGGAGCGUUCCAAGCUGAACAGACAGAGUUCUCCAGGUCUGCAUCACAAAGUGUCCAACCGUAUUUCCGACCCAUCCCUGCCUCCCCGCUCCGAGUCCUUCAGCAGCGGGGGCAUUCAGCAGGCCCGAACACCACCCAUGCACCGCUCUACAGAACCACAGAUGGCCCACCUGGUACAGGUGAAGUUCCAUGGUCUGUCUGGGUCCCAGUCUCUCCAUGACCCUGCCGGGGUCACAGGCUUGUCGCCCUCCCCGUCCCCCUCCCCCGGCCGCCCCCCCAUGCCCCGCCAGAACUCUGACCCCACCUCAGACACCCCUUCUCCUAUUCCUCUCCCCCGACUCGCUCCCCCACUCGACAAACUGGACCGCAGCUCUUGGCUACGAACGGACCUAGACCUACCUCCCAAGGUGCCCCAGAGGACCACGUCUAUCUCUCCAGCCCUGGUCAGGAAGCACUCUCCUGGGAGUGGACCUGGGGGCCUUGCUCCUAGAGCUGGAUCACACCUGAUACGGGCCAGUAACCCAGACCUGCGGAGGACUGAUGUCUCCAUGGAAACACCCCUGAAGAGGACAAACAGCAGCAGCUCAUCCAGCUCCUCCCAGGGGGGAAGCAACGAGAGAGGGGCGGAGGGGUCUAUGGCGCCGCCCCAGGAGACCAAAGAAGAGAACAGAGAUGUGACACUGACACGACCUAGCAGGCCCGCAAGUUAUAAGAGAGCUGUAGAUGAGGACCUGACAGCUCUGGCCAAGGAGCUGAGGGAGCUGCGUCAGGGGGAGGAACCUAACCGCCCGCCCGUCAAGGUGACGGACUACUCCUCGUCCAGUGAUGAGUCACAGAGCGACGAGGACGGAGAGGAGGGAGGGGGAAGAAGUAACGACGGCUCUGUGUCUGUCAGCGACAUCCCACGCAUCAUGCCGGCUGCAGGGCAGAGUGGCGGUGAGUCGUACGGUGUGAUGGGAGGACAUGAUGAUUCCCACGGCAACAGUUCCCAAGACAGCUCCCUGAUGAUGAGAGAGACCUAUGGGGACAGGAGGCGGAGCUCCGCUCUGGCUGACAGCAACGGUUUCUUCGGCAACGCCAAUCUGCCCGAUCUGGUGCAGCAAAGCCCUUCCCCCCUGGUCUCCCCUGGCAAUGGCUCUGGGCGCAGCCACUCCGAAUACGGCAUGGGCAGUGGCAGUGGCUCCAAGUCCUCCUCCUUCACGCCAUUCGUUGAUCCACGAGUCUACGGAACCUCCCCCACUGAUGAUGAUGAUGAUGAAAACUCUGCGUCCGCCCACUUUGCGAAUGAGCUGCUGCUUCAGGAGCAGGCUAGACUGAACGAGGCCAGAAAGAUCAGCGUGGUCAACGUGAACCCGACCAACAUACGACCUCACAGCGACACGCCUGAGAUACGCAAAUACAAGAAACGCUUCAACUCUGAGAUACUGUGUGCUGCUCUCUGGGGUGUGAACCUGCUGGUGGGGACAGAGAACGGUCUGAUGUUGCUGGACCGUAGUGGUCAGGGGAAGGUCUAUAACCUGAUCAACCGCCGACGCUUCCAACAGAUGGACGUUCUGGAGGGACUCAAUGUCCUAGUCACCAUAUCAGGGAAGAAGAAUAAGUUGCGUGUGUACUACCUGUCCUGGCUGAGGAACAGGAUAUUACACAAUGACCCUGAGGUGGAGAAGAAGCAGGGCUGGGUCACUGUGGGAGAGCUGGAGGGCUGUGUACACUACAAAGUUGUGAAGUAUGAGAGGAUCAAGUUUCUGGUCAUCGCUCUGAAGAACUCAGUGGAGAUCUUUGCCUGGGCACCCAAACCCUACCACAAGUUCAUGGCUUUCAAGUCGUUCACUGACCUGCAGCACCACCCCCAGCUGGUUGACCUGACGGUGGAGGAGGGUCAGAGGUUAAAGGUUAUCUAUGGCUCCAGCGUCGGGUUCCAUGUCAUUGAUGUCGACUCUGGCAACCCUUAUGACAUCUACAUUCCCUCCCACAUUCAGAGUCAGGUGACGCCCCAUGCCAUCGUGGUGCUGCCGCGGACCGACGGGAUGGAGAUGCUGCUGUGUUACGAAGACGAGGGCGUCUACGUCAACACCUACGGACGCAUCACUAAAGACGUGGUGCUGCAGUGGGGAGAGAUGCCCACGUCUGUUGCCUACAUCCACUCCAACCAGAUCAUGGGCUGGGGAGAGAAGGCCAUUGAGAUCCGCUCCGUGGAGACGGGACACCUCGACGGAGUUUUCAUGCACAAGCGAGCUCAGCGACUGAAGUUCCUGUCGGAGAGGAACGACAAGGUGUUUUUCGCCUCUGUGCGUUCCGGCGGCAGCAGCCAAGUCUUCUUCAUGACCCUGAACCGGAGCUCUAUGAUGAACUGGUAACCCUGGCAAACCCUCCUUACUUCUUCCCUCCAUACUGUACAUACCUAACCAGAGGUCAGGGUGGAGGGAUGAAGAGAGAGAACUGAGACAGACGAGUGAACACAGAGCGGCUGGCGGCUCAGCAGAGACGGGAGGAGAGAAACAGUCUCCCAUCCAACUCCCAUCCAGGCAGACAUCUGCAGUAGCAACCUACAACCACAAGAGGAACCAGAGAGAAACAGCAACUCUCCAGAUCACGCUCAGACAACACUCUUUCUCUCUGUUGUCUUAGUUUCUCUCGGGCUCUGUCCGAGAUGGCCCUCUAUUUCCUACAUAGUGCAAAUCUUUUGGUCAGAGUAGGCAUUUUGGACGUAGCCUCAGUGUUUAUCCCAGGUGUUUUUGUUUUUGGGAGGUAGUGACAGGAUGUGCUAGUGUAGUCUCCCUAAUGAGGUCAGGGGUCAGCGACCAAGGGUAUUGUCAUGACCCCUGACCUUUGUGUAUAUAUGGUGGGGGUGAGUGUAGAUUCCUGACUGCUGGAGCAGUUAACAAAAUAUCAAUAUUGUCACCAAUGGUCACCAAAAAAAAUGAUACUCUUGGCAUAGAUGCCAUUCUUGUUCUAGUUCACUUGUGCUCCCCACUUUCUCUGCGAAUGUUCUAUUUGACAGUCAAUCUAUUUGCCGUAUUUCUAUCGUUACACAUUUGUAAAUGCCACAUUCUAUGAUCUGAAACAGACCUGCUUUCCUAUCGGACACUCUUCCACUGAGACAGAACAAGAGAGGACAGACAAAAGGAAGACAGUGGAUGAUGAGAGACCGAAAGCAGUCUGAGUUUGUUGAGUUGAUCUUCCUCCUGAAUUUCAGCCUGUUUUGGUGGGAGUUUUGGCCUUCCAUGGUGACAUCACUAUUUUUGUAAAUUAGUUAGACCAAUAAGAAAGAGUUCCAAUCCUUUCUGCCAAUAGCAGCUCAUUUUGUUUCCCCCUUUACCACUCAAACCACUCCCAGACAGUACUAGCAAAAUUAUUGCUUAAGAAAUGUUUCUUUUUUUUACCAUUUUAAUAGAAAACAAUCACAGUAAGGUACUUAAUUGUUACCCAGAAAUGAUUUGAUAUGUAGAUAAAAAUGGCUGCAUUGGACAGACGUAUGGGUUGGUUAAUGGUCAAACUUCUUCCUACAUGCCACCUCUUUUCUCCAGCUCUUCCCCGGUCUCCUUUGGUUCACCUGGUUCUGUACAUGGUGCGUAGUGACACAUCUGUCUCUGUUGGUUCACCUGCUUCUGUACAUGUGCAUAGUGACACCUAUACUACUUGUCAUCAUCAAUCCUGACUUCUAAACUAAGGCAAUACACAGGUCUAACUGGAGAGAUGCGUGGUUGGGACGAUUCAUUUUCCAAAAUGAGACCCACCAUGUUAGCGUCAGUCAGGACCUUACACAGGUCGUUUAAAUGUACUCAAACUAGCUUUAGACGGCCAGGUAGAAUGACCACACUAUGAAUCUCCACCAUUAAGUUGAAUCACAUGUAGUCUUCUAGGAUACAGUGUCUGACUCUGUAACAUAAGAUCUGCCAAGGUAGUUGGUGAAAGUGGAGGAGGGUGUCUGUGUGUACUGAACCAAUGAUGAUGAUUGACUACUGAUGUGGCGUUGUAUGUAACGCAGGGUAAUAGGCAUGAGCCUCCUCCAUCCACUAAUCGCUUACCUCUUCAGUCGUCAUAGAUCUGAAAGGACUGGAUAAAUAUGUGUGACCGACCGGUGUAUGAACCUGGGUCGGCAGACCUCUUGCUUUUUCCUAUCUAGUCCUGUCAGGAGUAUUGGUUAGAGAGAAGGGGGUUGAUUCCAAGAAACCGUAGGAGAAAUAUGAUUAAGCAUUUCGUUAUAUCUGACUGAUCAUUUAGAAAAAGACAGCCAUCAUGUUCAUACUAUAAGGCUUUCUACAGAAUAGAGAAGAUGGUUUAAGGGAUUUCUAAAAUGUUUUUAUCGUGGUAUAAUUUGUAUUUAAAUUUUUUGUAAGUAUCAGAGUAUGUGUGUGCAUAUGAGACUUGUCUUCCCUGCUAACAGUACAGGAUUAAACUCUGCCACUGUUAAGACCGUCUGUUCGUUGAGUGACUGAGUGUGUGCCUUCAUCUCAUCUGAAUCACUGGGACAAUAACCCCGCCCCCAGACUGGUACUCCACUCCACUAUGUGAUGUUGAAACGUAACUGUCCUUCCUUGUACAGACAUGAUUACAGAGACGUCCUCUACUGCUUUACUUUACUGUCUGGAUGUCUUCUGAAAUCUAAAAUGCACAGCAGCACCAUCACACACUGUUGGCCAUGUAAUUCCCUCCCUGCCAACUUUGUCUCCCAUCUUGAGCUCCCUAACACACACAUUAUUCUUUCAGAGGUGCCGGUACUCAAGCUGUAGCAAAUGAGAAGAGCCUGAUCUCUGUACCAGUACCGGUCAGCACCAGCCCACUUCAACCACUGGUCUGAGAGCAGUUCUCCAGUGUUCUGUUCUGGUUGUCUGCAUGUAAAAGUGUGGGGAGAGCAGAUCAGGACUGACUGCAGUAGGCCUUCUCAUAGCUUCUUUAGACUUUUUUUGGCCUCAGCUCACAUCACAAAUAUUUGUUUUUCAAUUAGUGAGAACAUUGAUAAGGGAACACAAUGUUAGGAUGGUAUCUGUACACUGGAUCCUAGCGUCCUUACAGUUUAGCAAUAAAGAGAACUAACUACUGACUUAAUGUUCUGACACCGAGGCACAGAGGGAGGUAGUGUGUAUGGCUGAUGAACAUGGAUACAUGUGAUUACUGAUGGUGAUUAAUGUGAUUCUGGAUGCUUUUUGUUUGACUUUUCAAUGUAACCUACUGACACACACACACUUCAUGUUUCCAAAUGACAACAUGCAUUAAAGAUGUGCUGUGUGAAUGA
Molecule: messenger RNA, 7617 nt
Organism: Salvelinus fontinalis (brook trout)
Lineage: Eukaryota; Metazoa; Chordata; Actinopteri; Salmoniformes; Salmonidae
Product: TRAF2 and NCK-interacting protein kinase-like
Exons: 34
Coding region: 386-4738 (1450 amino acids)
Biological process (GO): protein phosphorylation
Molecular function (GO): ATP binding; protein kinase activity
Source: RefSeq, a predicted model, not a curated record